AGGGGGUUCUCGGACCUCGGCGGCCUCUUUUUGAAGAACGUGGGUGAGGAAAAUCUCCCCACCACCACCAUCACCACCACCUUGUAAACGAUCGCGAAGGGAAAACAGCGGCUCCUUCUUCCUCCCCUCCCCCCUUUUCGGUACCCCCCCCUUUUUUUUGGUCUUCCUUUCUUGUCUUUUGUCUCGACCCUGCGGCAGCAUCUUGCAAGCUGGAGCAUAAUGGAGCUGGAGAAUAUCGUCGCCAACACGGUCCUGCUCAAAGCCCGGGAAGGAGGUGGAGGGAAACGGAAAGGGAGGAGCAAGAAGUGGAGAGAAAUCCUCAAGUUCCCACACAUCAGCCAGUGCGAUGACCUUAGGAAAGGCAUAGAACGGGACUACAACAGUUUGUGUGUCAAGCAGCCCAUUGGUCGGCUUCUCUUCCGCCAGUUCUGUGAGACCCGGCUGGAACUCCUACGGUGCAUCCACUUCCUGGACACUGUGGCAGAAUAUGAGCUUUCCCCAGAUGAGAAACGCAAGGAAAUGGGAGAAGAGAUAAUCCAACAGUACUUCAAGAGUGGGUCUUUGGGCUACCUGGCAGAAAUCAGCCAGUCCCUUAUGAAUGAGUGUGUGGAGGAACUACAAAGAAGCCGUUGCAAAGACCUCUUCAGCAGUUGUGUGCAGCGCUUGCACGAGUAUCUGAGUGGAGCCCCUUUCACCAACUACCAAGACAGCAUGUAUUUUGACAGAUUUCUCCAGUGGAAAUACCUGGAGAGACAAUCAGUGACCAAAGACACCUUCCGGCAAUACCGGAUCCUUGGCAAGGGAGGCUUCGGAGAGGUUUGCGCAUGCCAAGUGCGUGCUACAGGGAAGAUGUAUGCCUGCAAGAAGCUGGAGAAGAAGCGCAUCAAGAAACGGAAAGGGGAAGCUAUGGCGCUGAAUGAGAAGCAAAUCUUGGAGAAGGUCAACAGUCGAUUUGUGGUUAGCUUGGCCUAUGCCUAUGAGACCAAGGAUGCCCUUUGCCUGGUGCUCACCAUCAUGAAUGGAGGUGACUUGAAGUUUCACAUCUACAACAUGGGCAAUCCUGGCUUCGACAAUGAGCGGGUCACCUUCUAUGCUGCAGAGAUUUGCUGCGGCCUCGAGCACUUGCACCGGGAGGGCAUUGUGUACAGGGACUUGAAGCCAGAGAACAUCCUUCUGGAUGAUGAUGGUCACAUCAGGAUCUCAGAUCUGGGGCUAGCCAUCAAGAUCCCAGAAGGAGACACGAUCCGUGGCCGUGUAGGAACUGUUGGCUACAUGGCUCCUGAGGUGAUUCACAAUGAGCGCUAUUCCUUCAGUCCAGACUGGUGGGGUCUCGGCUGCCUCAUCUACGAGAUGACCGAGGGCCAGUCACCCUUCCGUGCCCGGAAGGAACGAGUAAAGAGGGAGGAAGUGGAGAGGCGUGUGCAGGAGGAGCAGGAACAGUACUCGGACAAAUUCUCUGAAGAUGCCAAAGCCAUCUGCAAGGCGCUGCUGACCAAGGAUCCCAAGCAGCGGCUGGGAAGUAAAGGAGACGGGGCCGUCCAGGUGAAGCUGCACCCGUUCUUCAAAACCAUCAAUUUCAAGCGCCUUGAAGCUGGAAUCAUGAAACCUCCCUUUGUACCAGAUCCCCGGGCCGUGUACUGCAAAGACGUGCUGGACAUCGAACAAUUCUCCACUGUGAAGGGUGUCAACUUAGACCAAACUGACAACGACUUCUAUGCCAAAUUUGCCACCGGCAGCGUCCCCAUCCCCUGGCAGAAUGAGAUGAUUGGCACAGAAUGCUUUAAAGAUCUCAACGUUUUUGGACCAAACGGCAAGCGAUGCCCAGAUCUGGACUGGAAGCAACUUCCUGAUCCCCCCAAGCGAAGCCUCCUGCAGAGGCUCUUCCGUCGCAAUCCCAGUGACUUCUCCCUCAGCACCAACGCACACUCCAACCUGUCAGCAGCUCCCUCACCGACCCGGCCCACAGCGCAGGCUCCUUCCUGACCCACGGCCCAGAAGCCCCCUGAAGCCACCACUGGUCCGUUGCCUUCUCAGGGCUGCCAAAGGCCUGACCUCCCCCCCCCCCAACAUGGAGGUGUCGCCGUCCUGGACUGGGGCCUCUGACCAGCAAGGAAACUGGGGGAAGGCGGCCUUCGAUCCUUCAGGAGAGACUGUGCACUGGCCUCGGGAGCCCUCAAGGCCUCCCAGGGCUGACACGUUGCGGAUUGCAGUUGUUGGGACCCUUUGUGGACGUGGUUGGAUGUCCAGGCGGGUGGCUUUUGCCAGAUCUUCCUCCUUUUCUUGGGGCUCUCUGGCCACGUGGGGAAACUCCGUCCCUCCCCUCCCCUGUUUUCUGUCUCUCUCUCGCUCUCAAUAGCAUGGAGCCUGCCCAGACGUUAAUGUGAGAUGGUCAGAGGGCGGGGAAGGUGCCUUAGACAGGGGAGAUUUAGCCCUGCGUUUGGAGGUGACCCAGAGGUGGAAACAGGAGCCUUGAAGCAGUGGCUCAGAAAAGAGGCUCAUCACGAAUAGCACCUCUGAGACCACGGAUGCCCCACAGUUUCAGUGGCAGAGACUGGGAACGUCAAGCGGCACUGGCAUGGAUAAAUGUGUGCGUGCCGACAAGGGUGCAAAUGUCCACCUGUUACACAAUUGCCUCCUUUGGUUUAUUCAGGGUGUUUCAGGAAUCUCUACCUACCCGUAAUCUCGAAAUAACUGCAGCCUGGGAAUAUGGGAAGUUACUUUAUAUCAAGUUGGAUUCUCCUGGUCGGCCUAACUCAAUAUGGUCAAAUCUGACUAGGAGGAGCAUUCCAGGAUUUCAGGCAGAAGGCAUGCACAGGAUUGAACCUUCUGUACACAAAGCUACUGCCCUAUCCCUGACCUACUAUGGCCUCUACCCAAAGGGCCACAUGGCCAGGAAAAGAAGGGAACGCGAGGCCACUCCAGACCAAGGGUUGGAAAUCACGUUGACCUUAUUUCCCAAGAAGGGAAAAGUUUUCCCUCAUAAUUUUUAUCCUUCCCCCCCCCCCAAAAAAAAACAACCCUUGAGAGUCUGCUAUUGUGUUGCUCAUGAAUGGUCCAGACCUUGUUUUAGCAAAACAAAAUGUCCAGUCUGUUUUAAACUGGAGGUAUUUUGGUGUUGCUGUUGCUGUUUUUCUCUCAUUACAGAGGAGGGACUUCUGGUUAUUUUCUGCUUCAUUUGGAGAGGUUGAUGUACAGACUCAGACACGCCCCAGAGCUUGCCCUGCUUCGAAGGCCCAAGUAGGGAGAUCAGCAUGAAAAGAGUGAGGGGGGGGGGGUUUCAGGGUGCUCAGAAUAGGAAGGCCCAAGGAUUUUAUGCAGGCUGUGUUUUGAUGUGAAGGUCACCUGGUCCGUACCACUCAGUCUUCACAAGAGGAUCAGUGGGCAGUGACCCUCGUGGUUUCACACUUCUCUAAAUUUUGCAAUGCAACUUUUAGCUGGCAAAAGAACUUUU
Molecule: messenger RNA, 3451 nt
Organism: Pogona vitticeps (central bearded dragon)
Lineage: Eukaryota; Metazoa; Chordata; Lepidosauria; Squamata; Agamidae
Product: G protein-coupled receptor kinase 5
Biological process (GO): regulation of signal transduction; signal transduction; protein phosphorylation
Cellular component (GO): cytoplasm
Molecular function (GO): G protein-coupled receptor kinase activity; ATP binding
Source: RefSeq, a predicted model, not a curated record